UAAACACAUAACGGACAAACACGUGCUUUUUUUGGCUAAUUUUCUUUUUCGUUUUUCCUCUGAAUUUAGUUGUUGAUUUAAAUCAAAAACCGUUUAAUCGCGUAAAUUUUCGUGUUGAAAAAUGCGUUGCGAAAUAUGCCGGAAGUGGUUGCCGACAAUGAAAAAACUGUUAUUUCACUACGUGCGUCAACAUUCGAAAAUAAUUUUGGCCGGAGAACUUAUGAAAUUGAAUUCCAAAAGCGCUGUCCCUCGAACCAAAAUCAAAAAACUCAGAAAAAUAACUGCGAAUAAUAAAAGAUCUGAAACUAUUUUUGCCAAUGAUAACGUACAAAUUUUGUGCAGGAAUAAUGAAAUUAUUAUAAGGGAUGAUAAAAGUUUCAUUGAUAUGGAGUUUUCUUUUGAUGACAACAACAACAACAAUACCAAUACACUUAUUGAAGAAGAAAACAACAAUCAACCUAAAGAAUUCAAAAAACUAUUAACAUUCAGAACCAAAAAACCUACAACCAUAACAACCCCACCGAGUAGCGCAUCUUCAGAAGACUGUUUCAAACAAUUCCAAUUCAAAAAACGCAUCAAACGCAAAAGGGACACAAGAAAUUACAAAAUAAACAUAACCAGAAGCAAAAAUUACCACUCCUUGAACGAAAACACCGGAGUAUUUUAUUUAUGCCAUUGCAGAAAAGACAAUGAAAUGAAAAUCGAAGAUGAUAUAAAAUUGACUUCGGAUACGGAAUCUGCCUCUGAAACUGGACCCAGCCUUACUGCGUUUUGUACCAACUGCGGCAACGGAUAUGAAAAUGAUAAUUUGCUUUCACAGCACAUGAAAAUAUAUAAGACUUAUUGUGGAGUGUGCAAUAAAAUAUUUCCCACAGAAGAAUUAUUCAAGGAACACGUUGAAACUCACAAGCUCAAAAUUUUUGUGUGCCAUAUUUGUAACCAAGAGUUUCAUACCAAAGAUAUUUUGUAUAAACAUUUUGAGACUCAUGUAGAAGAUUCUUUAUUAGAGUCGGUAGUUGAUAUGGAGGAGAAAUAUAAUGUAGUUCCUCAAAACGUUCCAGAUGCAGACCACCAAAAGGAAGUAUUUUAUGGGGAGUACGAGAGCCAUGUACAAAACAUGCACACGAUCUAUGGAUUUGAUAAUAAUGAUAAUUAAGUAUAUUUUUUUAAAAUUAUGACUGAUCUUAUUUGUGUGAUAUUUUAUUUUGUUAUAUUAGGCUUAGUCUAGAUUAUUUUCUUUGGGGAUUUCAAGUUUAAUUUUGUUUUGGUUUUUGGUUGAUUUAUGAGAAAUAUUUUUUUUGUUUAUCGGGAAUUAAUUGUUUUAGUGGCCUUCAAGUAUUUAUAAGAAUUAUCUUAUGUUUGUUUGACAAGACUUUUUAGUCUUAGGACUGAUCUCUGCAAUCUUUAUUUUUGUUUGUGAUACUUAUUUUCAAAGAAUAUUUAUUUAGUUAUAUAUGAAUUAUUCAAUAUUAUUUUUAGUUUAUUUUGUUGGGUUUUUGAAAUUUAAGUAUUUAUUUUUUGUUUGAUAGGGAAUUUAUAAUUAAUAAAAUUACCAAGAAAAAUCAUUUAUUUCAUUGCUGGCGUCUAUCCAUCCAUACACUAUAUCGACUUUGCCCCUACACCUACUAAUAAAUACAUGAAAACUAUUACAGAGCAUACACAAAGCUCCAAUACAACAAAUUAUAAACCAAAAACAAAACGGGAAAUACUACUCUGGCUUUUCGGUCAAUCCAAAUGGCAACCUCUUGCGGAGUCAUUUCGGCCCAAGCCUGUUGAGUCGGAGUGGGACAUCCAGAAUCUGGAUUUGGAUUUUGUCCGUCGUCAGAAGUAGUGGUUAUUGUUGGAACAUUAA
This is a messenger RNA of Ceutorhynchus assimilis (cabbage seed weevil), 1852 nucleotides long. The record is from the annotation of a GenBank genome assembly. NCBI's taxonomy places the organism in Eukaryota, Metazoa, Arthropoda, Insecta, Coleoptera, Curculionidae.